Sinocyclocheilus grahami is the source of this 1946-nucleotide messenger RNA. Its product is annotated as liprin-alpha-2-like. The record is from RefSeq and is a predicted model, not a curated record. Bases 1207 to 1800 code for a protein of 197 amino acids. The transcript has 6 exons. Gene Ontology annotation, biological process: synapse organization. Lineage: Eukaryota; Metazoa; Chordata; Actinopteri; Cypriniformes; Cyprinidae. Gene Ontology annotation, cellular component: presynaptic active zone. Gene Ontology annotation, molecular function: protein binding.
AACACUUGGUUUUCAGUAACAUACAUUUAUAAUUUACGAAAACAAAACCGCCCAUUGGUUUCAUCAUUAGGAGUCUUGCAUUAUUUGGCAAAUACUGGGAUGCAUCGGUUAACUAUCAAUGUCAGUCACCAUAGCCACUAAACCAAUCGUCAUCAUCAGCUAUUUUCAACCCAUCCACAGCUUUAUUUUGGUCCGUGAUCAUGGUAAUAGUGUUUCGCAUCAAUCGGAGAAAGUGGAAACUCGACAGCUGAUCUGGCAUGGUAUUGUGUAAUGAGGCAUUCAAAGCACAUCCCAGCGGUCAAACUGCAGCUUGUGUAUUUGAUGUUUUUCUUUCUGAAAGUUAUUUUUAUGCACUCCUUCUCAAAGCUUCUCCUGAUAAACUACUAACUACACAAAGUGUGGUGCACACUGGACAAUUUUGUCCACACCUGGCCAUCUGAGACAGAUUUCAUAAUUGUAUUGUAAAAUAUUUAUUUUGUUCUAAGAUGAUAACAUUGCAAACAUUUGAGCUCACUUUUUUUUUUACACAAAAAGGCAGCGACAAAAAAAAAAUUGCACAGUGUGUACACAGCUCAUUUUGCACUUUCAGAGCAGUUGUGUCGUCUUCAGCAGCAGUUCCUGUUCCGUCAGUCAGAACAACGUUUUAGGUGCGUCCCAAUUUAUGUACUUGUGCGCUAUUCUGUGCUGUUUUGUAGUGCAAAUAGUGCGAGUAUUGCAUUCACACUGAAAAUGCCAAAAAGAGAAUGUGCAAUUUAAAUAACCACGUGUUAACUUAAUCAACCAAAAAAAAAAAAAAGUUUAUAAUGUUGGAAAUUUUACAGUCAACUGUUUCAGCUUUAAUUUUGUAGCAGAGGGGAGGGGCUAUCAGACGCUGAAGUUAAAUGACAAAAUAACCGUACAAAUUUCAUACACUACACAGUUGAGUGCAUAGUGCAUAAGUACAUGGUGUAUAAGCGAGUCAUUUGGGACACAACUUUCAUCUCCCCUGAUGUGCAUUCAGUGUGCUUGUGCUCUCUGUAUGCGUGUUUGUCUCAGGCCUUUGACUCUGUGGGCGGGCCUUGCUAAUGAUCUGACUGUGAUGCUGUAACACUAUUGGCUUACAGUGCUGCUGCUCUUCUUCUUUAACACUGCUUGCCCUUCCUGUCGGAUUCAUCUCUGGGGCCGCCCACAUAGCCGUCGGGUAAUGUGUGGGUAACCCACGAGGAAAUGGAGACCCUUGCCGCCCCCUCCAAAACGAAAUCUGCGUCAGAGGAGGGGAGCUGGUCACAGACACUGGCAUACGGGGACAUGAACCACGAGUGGAUCGGGAACGAGUGGCUGCCCAGUCUAGGUCUACCUCAGUACCGCAGCUACUUCAUGGAGUGUUUGGUGGACGCACGCAUGCUGGACCACCUCACCAAGAAGGACCUCCGAGUGCAUUUAAAAAUGGUGGACAGCUUUCACAGAACCAGUCUGCAGUACGGCAUCAUGUGCCUGAAGAAGCUCAACUAUGACAGGAAGGAGCUGGAGAGACGCAGAGAGAGCAGCCAGCACGAGAUAAGAGACGUGCUGGUGUGGACUAACGAGCGCGUGAUUCGCUGGAUCCAGAGCAUCGGCCUCCGUGACUACGCCAACAUCCUGUUAGAGAGCGGCGUGCACGGGGCGCUCAUAGCGCUCGAUGACAACUUUGACUACAGCAGCCUGGCCCUGCUGCUGCAGAUCCCCAACCAAAACACUCAGGCUAGACAAAUUCUGGAAAGAGAGUACAACAAUCUGCUGGCGCUGGGAACGGAGAGACGAUUAGAUGAGGUGAAUCACUAGUUUCUGACAUUUUGUAUAGAAUUGAACAGUCGACAGUGGUUCCAUUCCAAAUGUUUACAUACUGUAGCCAGUGUCAUGAAGGAAACAUCACUUUAAAAAAUGAGUGAUCAUGAACAAAUAUUUUUGUUAAUAGCUCCCAUACAAAU